UGGACGCGGUCCGGCCCCCCAAGCCCGAGAGCGCCUGGAGGCCGCCCCGGCGGGAGGGCUCCGCUGCGGCGCUGGAGGAAGAGGACGAAGACGAGGACGUGGUGGUUGAGGUGGAGGAGGAAGAGGAGGAGGAGGAGGGCGGCCUGGGGAGCGCCCCCCCGACCCUGGCCGGCCACGGCAAGGGCCCCCUCCGGGGAAGCCUUAAGGCAGCCAACAUCAAGCGUGAAAUGACCUUCCAUGCAUUUCAACAGGAGGAUGUAAAAAGUGACAUCAGUCGAAAACUGUCAGACCAACAGUUUCUCCUGUUCACCACAAAGGAGGAAGAUUUAAAAACAGCAGAGACCAAAAAACUAAACAGAGCUCAUGAAUAUGAAAAGGAAAACACUCGUUCUGUUUGUCUUCUGGAACAGAAGCGCAAGGUUGUUUCUUCAAAUAUUGAUGUGCCUCCAGUAAGGAAAUCUUCAGAAGAACUGGACAUGGAUAAAGUAACAGCAGCCAUGGUACUCACCAGUUUAUCCACCAGCCCUUUGGUCCGCAGCCCUCCUGUCCGACCCAACGAAUCCCUGAAUGGAUCUUGGAAAGAAGGAGGAUUUGUGCCUUCUAGUACCAGCAGCAGUGGAUACUGGAGCUGGAACGCUCCCAGUGACCAGUCCAACCCAUCCACCCCAUCUCCACCUCUGUCAGCUGAUAGCUUCAAAGCUUUUCGGACACCUUCCCAGCCAGAUGAUGGUAUUGAUGAAGGUGAAACAAGCAACCUUCUCUUCGAUGAACCUAUUCCUAGGAAGAGAAAGAACUCCAUGAAGGUGAUGUUCAAAUGCCUGUGGAAGAACUGUGGGAAGGUACUGAGCACAGCUGCAGGGAUUCAGAAACACAUACGGACCAUUCACCUUGGACGUGUAGGAGAGUCUGACUACAGUGAUGGAGAGGAAGAUUUUUAUUAUACAGAAAUCAGGCUCAACACGGACUCAGUAGCUGAUGGCUUAAGCAGUCUUUCCCCAGUCUCUCCAUCUUUAGCAUCUCCUCCUUCCUUUCCCACCCAAGAUGCAAUCCGUCCUGAAACUUCCUGUGCCAAAACCGAGACUAAAUUGAUGACACCUCUGAGCCGCUCAGCUCCUACCAACCUCUACCUCGUACACACGGACCAUGCUUAUCAGGCCACUCCUCCGGUGAACAUUCCAGGGUCAGCAAAAUUCACUCCCAAUGGCAGUAGUUUUAGCAUCUCUUGGCAGUCGCCUCCAGUUACCUUCACCGGCAUUCCAGUCUCACCAACCCAUAAUCGUCCUGCAGGGAGUGGAGAGCAGAAACAGUCCCACACAGUUCUUGCAUCACCGCCUAGAGUAGCAUUUGGCUUGAGGAAGCCUAGAGGGGAGGGGAAAAAGUGUCGGAAGGUCUAUGGGAUGGAGAACAGAGAUAUGUGGUGCACUGCGUGCCGAUGGAAGAAGGCCUGCCAAAGGUUCAUCGACUAACGAUUGAAAUUAUGCAGAGGAUUUGGGGAGGGGGAGGACAACAGCAGAAGCAGAUUGCUGCAGCUGCACUGUACUUCCCAUUUUCCCCUCCAGUGAUGUGAUGCGGGGGGUUUUGGUUUUUUGGGGCGUUUUCUUUUUUGUUGUUGUUGUUUUUUUAAGAGCUUUGUAUUUCAAAAUGAAGCACUUGUAGCCAAGGAGAAGCACUAAUUAAAACCUGUGUGGAGCAAUAGAGAAAAAAGAAAAAAAAAAAAAAAGCAAAACCAAGACCACACAAGAAAAUCUGUCUCAGUAAGUGUGGAAACCAGAGCAGCUAUUAGUGUUCUUCUGUAAAAGAAAGGAAAAAGUUAAUUAUUUUGCUAAUUCUGUGAGCUGCUUGCUCCCUAGGAUCAUUUUUAACCAUUUCAGUCUUUCUGCUGUGAACAUCUGUAUUUGCUAAACUGAACAUUUUUUCUUUUCCUGAAACGAAGAUCCUUUUUUGAAAGCUUUCUAAUAAACACUUCAGAGUCAUAUAAGCUACAGUUUUCUCAACAAAAGCUGUACUAAGACUGGAGACCGCUAAAUAAUUCUCCUGAUACAAAUGAUCGUGAUUAUAUUUUUGAAAAGGGCAUGUGGGGAAGAGUUGGGAUUUUCAUUUGUUUGUUUAUAGGAGAAAAGCAAAGCUGAUUUUGCAAGAAGGACAUGCAGCACUCCUGGAAGAUUUUUAAAAGAGGCACAGACCGGUGGAGUGGAACAAAGUAAUUUAAGUACCAAAUUGGAUUUUGAUCCUCUAGAGGAAGAAAAGCGGCAGUGGCAAGUCACCAGCAGAUACUGACUGUCACGAGAAGUCUGAGGGAAGAAAUACAGUGAUGCUUGAUUGAAACUCACAAGAAUAUAAAGGGGUUCCAGUAGCUUUUCUUAUUACUCUCCCCUUUCUGAGGGGGGAUGAACAGUUGGACCAGCACAGCUGUAGCUGCAGGAGGCCUGUGAAGAACUGGUAAAUGCAGCCACUAGGAUUAUAGGUAAUACCUAAUUCAGGGACAUGAUCCAGCCCAGCAGUUCUGCUUUUGCUUCCUCUUCUCUUAUUUCAGAGAUUGUUGUUAAGAUAUUGGUUCGUUCAGCUUUUUCUUUUAAAGCUACUAAGAUUUAUUUGAUACAAAAAAUUGGUAAAGAAAAUUCCCUCUUUCCACAACAUCACCUCAGAAAAAGAAGUACAACAGCAAAGGAGCAACAUAUUUGUGGCAAAAAACCAUUUCUUAAUUCAUUUUGAUGCAUAAAUUAACAAGUUUCUCUAUUUGCAGUACUUGGAUCGAUUUGGGUAUUUCAGUUUCUCUGUCCCUUAGGAAGUAUACACUGGAGUGGGGCAACCUGGUGUUCUGUGUCCACUUGUAUCAAAUUGCUGUUAAUUAAUGAUUAUUUCAAUACAAAAAUAAAGGAAGGAUUAACUAGGAAGUGAAUGUAUAUGGCGAAAUAAUACUUGCCUGUUAAAGAAAACAAGACACCUUAAAAAAAAAACAGACACAGAAGCAAAACUUUGUGUAUUAAUAGAGGCAUGAAGGGCCACAAAUGCCCUUAUUUUUUUUCAUAACAUUUGAACCAAUUGAAAUUAGACCGAAUCUUUUUCUACUUUUUUUUUUUUUUUUUUUUUUUUUUAAUUGUUUGAGCUGGCUCAUUCUCAUAAGAGGACUUUUAAGUAUCUAAACAACUUUCUAAAAUCUGGUCCAAAGUUCACUUGAUAGCUUUAUUAAGUGUGCAGUGCUGCUUGUGUCUAUGUAAAAGCACAAAAUAACAGUGCAUUUGUUUGGAAUACACACUGUGGAUUCCAUAGGGUAGCAGUGAAAAGAAGAAUCCAUAAUAGGAGCUACUGAAGGUUAACAUCUGAUUUUCUGUGAACGAGUUAAUUGGGCAAUCAGGUGUCUAAUUUGAGCAUGCUAUUUCUGCAGUUAUUUACAAAUUGUGUAAUUUACAUGCACAAGUGGCAAGAUACGCUUUCAUGCAUGCAAUUACUUGAUUUUUUGCCCAGUUGUGUUCUCUAAGUCACAAAAAAAAGAAAAACAGACUCUGAAAUCCAGUAAGACCCUGAGAUAUAUACACAUAUGAGUGUGUAUGAGUAUUUUUGUAUGUAUGUCUGUAUAUACAUGUAAAACUAUAUAUUAUAUCGUUUUAUAUGUGUAUAUAAAAUCUGAAAUUAACAGGGAAGAGAAGGACUGUUUUCUUUACAAACAGAAGAAAAAGACGCUAAGGGUCAGUUGGUAUACGUAGACACUGUAUUAACUUCUUUCCUCUUAGUAAAACAUGGAUUUUCUUAACAUGGUGUAUUUUUUCAAUUUUCAAAGUAAAAUACCUCAUAGUAAUUCAUAGACAUUUCAUCUUCAAACACUGGGCUUGCUGAUGGUGUACUUACUUCGAUAGAACUUAAAAAAUUUGGGACUUUCCCCGCCUCCCGUUUCAAAAGCACUCCAAGACUAUAAAGCAUUCCAUAAUUCAACUGGUUUUGAACUAACAGUAUUUGCCUAUAUAUUUGUUGUUCACCUCCUUUUUGCUUUGGAGGAUUUUUUUGAAAAUAAUGUAUCAGAUUGUAUCUUGUUUCUAUAAUGUCACGGCAUUGCGAGCACCUUUCCCGAGGGCACUUUACUAAUUACUGUAAUAAGAUUAUUCUUUAUAAGUUUCUGUGCAGAAGAAUGGUUUUGUUGCCAGACCAGAUUGCCCUCUGGUACAAAUUGGAUAUGGAUUGCAUAAAGGACCAAAGCCACAAACCAUCAAAACCGGAGAGAAAGUUGGUGUUAACAAGGCAGAGAACAGAAGGUAUUGAUAAAUCCUGCCAGGACAAAGCUAAAUUAGCAGUCUUUUUAUACAUUUAUACAACCUUUAAUCAGCGGUUUAUAUUAAAUCAGUUUUGGCUCUUACGGUUGUGACAUUCUGGUUCAUAAGCAGGCGCUUGUCGAGGUAGCGUGCCUGAACCAAGGCCGGCGAUAGCGCGACAGCCCGGCCACACGCGGAGCGUUCUGCAGUCACUUGGUGCUGUGAACUCGGAUUGACUCACAUUGCACGAGCAGUUCAGCGCCUGCCGAGAUCCCCUUCGCGGUCCUCACACGGCCAGCAAGAGCAGAAAUGUCAGCUAAGCCUUCCUUCUGCUGGCACUACUGAUCAUAAUCUGGAGUAAUCCCUUCCAUUUUUCAGUCUCUUGCUUCUGUCUUGUUUUGGGCUGUGUCGCUGUCCUCCUAACACCUGAUUUAGCUCACACUUCUGCACUGACCAGUCCAAAACAGUCAGAUUUCUUUGUUCUCCUGAGGAAGAGCUAGCCUGAGUGCUCUGGUCAUUUAUUGUCAUCACUAAAUGCCAGUUCCAGUUUUCAGUUUCUCUGUGGGAGGUGGGUAGGUCAUUGUCUCUGGCCCCCCAGGGAAGUCGGAAAGAAUGUCUUGAACACAUCAUGCAGUGUCUAUGUGCUACAGGGAUUUAGACGUGGGUUCAUCUAUGUCAAGAGCCAGAACUUGAUAUAAAAAUGUAAGGAUCGGCUUUACUGUUAAUAGUAUUGACAUUGGUAACAGAAAUUGCCAGCAUCAGUAUCGGAGUGGAGAUCAGCCAUACUGAUCACAAAUAUUUUUCUUUAGGAGUUUCCUUGUUAGAACAAAGCUAUUUCCCAAUUCCCUAAAAGAUCUGGAAAACGAGAUAAUGUUAGAAGUGAGAUAUUUUAAUGGCAAUUUUUAAUAUUGACUGUGCUCCGACUGCUCCUCUAUGAAGCUAUUGAACAUUAUGACCAUAGUCAUAAAAUGAUUUCCACUCAAAACAAUGUGCCUGAUUCUAUAGUGCCUUGCACAAACACAACAGGAUAUACAAGAUGCAAAGUGAGUAAAAAUUCUGUUCCAAUUUGCAAGUUUACACUUUUAACCAAUACCAGUCAUCACCUAGCAUGUACCUGUUGGCAGGUCAGCCCUGCUUGUGUGAAUAAGCUGAGCAGAAUGCCUGUCUGUUGGAUUACUUUUCCCAAAUCCUUAGCUUGGUAUGAAUGGUAGCUAUCUAGUUAUCUACAAGUUACUUGUAGUCAUUGGCUAUCACCAGUGUCACCAUCUUUAUUCCUUCUCUGCCUCGUUUUUCACAAUAAUGACUAGAUAGGCAGCACAACAGGAGGUAAAGCUUUAGGCAAAAGCUCUUGUAGAACCUGCACGAUAGUUUCCAGCACCAUGCAAUGUCCCAGAUAUUCUUGGCACUAAUUUCACUUUGUCAUUCAUUCUGAUCCAGUACACUGGGAUGGUUUUCUAUUGCUUGCUGUGGGCUGGGACCAGCUAAAAUGAUCCUGUUGAAAAUCCAGGACAAUCACUGUAAGUGUCACACUACAAAGUGAUUUCUUUCUUCUGCUGCCUGUAAAUGUGUUGGAACAUGAUCUCAGAAGCAGGACAUGGAAUUAGAAGCUUGCUAGCCAUUUGUAGAGAUGUUGGAGAUUGCCAGUGAGGCUUCCUUCUAUUGGUUCAAAGUUAAAAGGCAUCUGGUGGAGGAAGUUGUGCUGCACCUUUUCUUAGAAAUAUUUCGAUACAGAAACAUUUGUAAAGCCUCAUCUUGAUCUUAUAUUCAUAUUCUAUUCAAUCUUCCUGUGAGGCGGUAGCACUGGAACUAAAAGCAGUAUGGAGUUUGGGCUUUAAUCUGCGUUUGUCAGGUUUUUCUAGUAGAUGACCAGGCAGGUGUAAGGUAUCAUAGUUUAGAUUUUAUUCUAAUGUAAGUUCAGCAGAGUUUAAUGGCAUCUUUGGAAAAUACGUAGAAGGAAGUAAUGGGUAGAAAUCAAGCUGAGCAUUUAAAUACACUGUCUGCUAGAUGGGAGCAGCCUUUCUUUGCACCCAUGUGGAGCUCGAAAAUCUUGAAGACUGCAAAACAGCCAGUGUACACCUACACUUGAGAGUGCCCACUUGAACUGCUCUUUCCAUCUUUGACUACAGCGCUUUCACACUGACCAUGCUCUCAGUUCUAUCCAAAUGCAGGAUUUAAGGGGUGUGUGUCUCCACUUUCAGCUUUUUGAGCUUGUUCCUCAAUACAGAAAGCACUCAUCAUGUUCUUUGUGCUUCACACAGACCAUUUGCAACAGCAAUGCAGAAAGACCCUGGGAACAGAAAUCAGCCUGUUUCUGAUGGCACCAGCCAGAAGAAAGUACAGGUUGCUCUGGUGUUUGCUCACACUCACAGCAAGAAUUUGUUCAGCUGAUGAAAUAGAAGAGAAUAGAUAAAUUUAGUAACAAGCUGGUGUUCUGCUGGUUUUUGACACAUCUUAACACCUAGAAUGUUUCUCCUUCUGUAUUUGAAUGUGAAUGUGAGAUGUCUCAUACACCCUCGAGGGAAAUAAAUUUAGCAAUAUAAAUGCUCUUUCAGCAUUAAAUCUGAAUUCUUUGUGUAAUUAAAAUUUAAAGAUGGACUUGAACAUUCUAAAAUGUUUGAGUGUUGGUAUUUACUGUUUGCCAAUCCUCUUAAAGAUUCAGCUUUGAUUCUGGAGUACUUAACGUAGUGUGUGAUACCCAGCAUCAAUUAAUAUAUGAUGCAAAUGGCAAUGGCCAGAUAAACAAAAAUUACUAAAAUAAAAGCUGCCUCUGGAAGACAGGAAAAAAAGAAAAUAGUUGAAACAGAUUUCCUCAGGGAACAUGAGAGGGCUGUAAAGACAGGAUGUGAGUUUGUUUGAAUAGAAGAUGUCUAAGAAAAUUUUUUUAUAUAUUUUAGGCAAAAUUAAAAGAGCAAUAUGUCAUUACUUGAAUUAUUAAAAUUAGAAUGAAGCACUAGUUGAUGAACAUGAUCUUAUUUAAUGCUGUAGCUUAGGAAGUUAAAAAUACAAAAAAAAGUUAUACAAAAAUACAGAAAAUCAGCUUAAACCAUAACCUAAUUAUAAUGUAAAUCUAUACAUUUGUGUAAAUCUUUCCAGGAUCUAGUGUAAAUAUAAGGGCUUCUUGUCUACAAAGUUGCUUGGUCAAAACAUGCUUUGUCUGUAAUUGAAUUACUUCUUACCAAAUUACUUCAGCAAGCAAAAAAGCAGUAUGUCAGCGUGAUAUCCUGGAGAGUUCUGUACUGCACUUUGCAAAGGGCUAGUUCUACAUGAAAUUAAAACAUGCCACCUCAUAUUUUUUGUCAUAUCUGCAAAGGUAUCAACUUCAGUAAACCCAAGGUUUUGAACUGGACUGUCUAGGAAUUUGAAAUUACACUAGUUUUGUAAAUUCUCAAUUUUGCUUUAUUUUUAGACAGAAAAAUCCUAUUGGAUCCAUAAUAAUCUUUUCCUAGCAAUGCUUUUUCCUGUGUCCAGGCACUCUGUGUUACAGCUUCCCAAAUAUGUAUACUGAAGUGAAUAAAAAUCAGUGUCUUUACUUUUAGGAACUACAAAUGUAAAUAGCAUUUACAUGGUAUCAGAAUUUUUAGUAUCAUGUUUAACUGUAGUAAUUAAUUCUUAAAGUCAUGCCAACAAAUCUUUCAGGGAAAGGGAGCACAUAGUCUGCAAAUUACAAAGUACAACUGCACAGACAUAGAACUACUGGUGUUACAAGAAUAAGAGGUAGGCUUAGGUUCAUCAGAGCACUUGAGUACAUACUCAAGUUUACCUCCACUUGUGGAGUUUGUUGAUGAGAUUCCUCAUGCUCCUGAAGUUCGGCACACAUUUUUGAGCUACUCUGAAAUCAAGUCUUGGCAAGAGCAGAUACUCCUACAGCUUUGUCUGAAAUAUGCACUUUGUGGGACAAUCUACCUUUUCCUGAAUUUAUGCAAUUUAUCUUGUGUUUAGAAGACCAGCCAAAUUUACAGAAUUCUUUUUUUAUUAUGAUUUUUUGCACUGCAGAAGGGAAGGUGAGAAAGAGACAAGAUCAGCUGUACAUUUCAGCAUGUGAAAGCAUUGGUUAAGUUUGUAAAAGGUGUGUAUUUGACAUCAAGCUCAAAGAAACAUACUUGAGCACACUGAAAAAAAAUACAUGACAAGCAGGUCACAUGAAUUAAAUUUCUCUUGUUCCAUCUAUAUUCCCUGUAUACUCAACACUCCUCCAGGGAACUGGAGGCAUAGGAACUCUGAGUAUGCAAGGAAAUAGAUGCGUUUACCUAAAAGCUUUAGGAAUACGAUGUUUUUAAGCCACAAAUGAUGUUGCCUAUGUGCAAUUUUUAGUGCUAGAAGAAAAUAGAGAGUAGCCUUAUUAACCAGGUGCAAUACUUACAAAGGGCUAAAUUAGGGGAACAAGUGAUGUGUGUUUGUACAUCACUGCAAACAUGUGCUCUCUGAAAACUGACUUUUAUAGCACUGGGAUCUUAAUAUCUCUCUGAAAUGAUGAUGCUGGUCUAAUUUUAUAACUGUUCAUUAUACAUUAUGAAACAGGAUUUGGAAAUUCCUGAGAACCAAAAGGAGGAGGGGGAAAUUGUAAAUCAUGUAGACUGGUGGUAUGUUAUUUUACAUGACAAAAGUAAACUAGAACACCUUUACAAAGCCAUACAAAUUCUGGAUUAUUGAAAGAAAAAAAAUUUACUUCCCUUGGUUACAGAGGUAGUUUAGUCUGAAAUUUGCCUUGAUUUGUCUCUUGCAUUUUCUCAACAUUUUGGGGUGGGGGUUGUAUUCUGAUGGUGAAAACGUUCCUAAAUUACCGGUAUUUGGCUUGAAUGGUAUUAUUUUGAAAAAAACUUCUAAAAUUGAGUUUUUUGUGAUACUGUACAGUCUGAAUGAGAUCAUGCAACAUGAUCUGCUCCACUUAAGCAGAGAAUUCAUACAAGCAGAAGAUUACAGGAAAAUACUGCAUUGAGGAUUCAUUGUUCAGUCAUGAGAAAGAUCUGAACAAUCAACCUAAAAGCUCCACUCACAUAUUUCUUCUCUCCAUCUGCACUGCAGGGUUGAUGGAAUACAGGCUGCCAAGUACGGUGCAUCCGGCUAUCUCAACCCUGUUUGGGGUUGUUUGUUUGGUUAUUUUUCUGAUAAAUAAGGAAAUACAGAUCAUCUUCCCAUCUCUCUUACUGUUUUGUCUUGUGCUCUGGGUCCAGAAUUAGCUGAAAGACAGAAGUAAUCAGGUCUGUUGAACAGAGAUUGGUUCUUUUCCUGUUUGACAGACUUUUAACAAAGUACAAAUGCAGAGAUAUUAGUCAAAAGGGGCUUGAGCCAGUCAGGCAAGACCUGAAAAAAAUUGCUCAGAACUGGAUCCCAGUAGGAGGAAGCUAGUUUUAAGCGGUCAAUUACAGAAGUUCUGUGGUUGAUUUUUGGUGUUUUGGGGUUUUUUUUCCUAUAAAUUACAAGUCUGAUAAAAAGUCUUACUAUACAAUUCAGAGCAGAAUGCAGAUCACAUUGUAAUGAGCUGAGCCCUUGAAGCAGUACAGGUUUUCUCAGGGGAGUUCAUUUAUUCCCAAGAAUAACUUCAUUGACAAAGGCUGCUCACACAGGUAGUGGUUGUAGAACAAAAGCAUGUGGGUUUUCCUCUGUGUACAUUCCACUGGAACUGGGAGUGUGAAAUUGUGAAUCUCCCUUUCUGAGGGCUUGAGAAUUGUGCAUUCAGCUUUAUGAGGGAUGGAUACAGUGGACACCUCUGCACGUGUGCACGGCUCAUGGAAGAGUUUCUAGUGAUACCAAAGUGGCAGUACUCUGGAUGUGUUACCUAGUGACAGACUUAAGGGCUGUUUAGGCUGGUGGUAUUCAGCCUAUAAUCUUUCCUACUGAUACCAGCCCCAGGGAGAAGGGGGUUUCUCAGUAUGGGAUCCAGGAUAGGCAGCCCAUUGUGAGAGGAGCCACCACCAUGUCCGUGUGCUGUUGGCUCAAGUGCUGCCUUUGCUGUGUCCAGCUUGAGGGAGGUUGGUUAUCCACAUGCAUUCAUGACAUGUUCAUAGUACAGAACCCUCUUUUGAAGAGAAAGAAACUCUUUUUCAGCCAUUAAAAUAGAACUGUGGGGUAGCUUUUUUGUUGCAGAAAUUUGCUGAAUGAGUCACGGCAUUGUCAGACUUUGAAUCAGGCACGGUUGUUUCCCUCCUUCCAGAGCCAUGCUGCAGCUCCUGUGGGGGCUCUCACAGACCCCGGGAAUCUUAACCGAGUUUUUCCCAAAGAUUUGCUGGAACCCAGCACUGAGCCCUAAACCAAGCUGGACCCCCAGGUAAAGGAGGCUCUUUCCCAAGUCUUAGACUUCCUAAGUUAGUGUUUUAUUAGUAGACCUUUAUAAAGACGACAUUGCCCCAUUGCUUGCCUCUGGCAUUUUUAACACAGCAAUCAUCCACUGCUGCAUUUGCAAGGAGCCGGACAUUAUUUUGGUUGGUCAUGGAGUUUGGGAAUAUUCUUGUACAUUGACUUCUGCAUCCUGCAUCAGACUGCAGUUCCACAGCAGGUUAAGGUGACAUAAGCUUGUGCUGCUGUUGAAAAAGCUCUUCCUACCCUCAGCAGAAACAUUUCUAGAGGGAAGUUUCCUGAGUUAUGCUGGAUUGAGCCAGUCCUGUACUUGGAGGUCUGUAUAAAAUGCUAGAUAGCUUUUGGCCUGCUGGGUCUGUGCCCCUGCCCUUACAUGGGGCAGGCAUGGUAAUACUGUCUUUAUCCCAUUCUGUCUUGUCUGGAGUCUCAUUAAGGACCUGAAAUCCACCUAUGUCUGCUGGCAUUGAUUUUGAUAUGAAAUUUAAUAUAUAGGGAGAAAGAGAAGAAUUAGAUCAAUAAUAGAAUGUGCAAUGAGUCUUAAGACUGCAUUUUAACUGCACCAUGAGUUUGCUAAGCAGAUACUGUAGGAGUUAAGGGACAUAAAAAGCAACCUUACUGGACCUUGCUCCUCCCUGGAACCAGUCUGGAAUUAUUCACAGUAAUCUCAGGCCCUCCAAGGUUCAUUAAGGAGCUGGGAAGUCAUUACCUCUGUAGAUCUCUGGGCUACAGAGGACCAGGGGAUACUUCUUACCCAGACAUUGUAACAACUAGGAAAGAUUCUCAGCUGCUUUGCUAGUGCAGUUUCUCAGUCUUUUAUUAUAGCUUCAAUUUAAUAGUGAUAGGAAUGCUGGGCAAGAGGUAAAGGGUCACCAGGUAACUGAAGAAAGAGCACCAUCAGCAUCAAUUGCACUGUGGGUUUUUUAACUCUCUGAAAAAGCAAGCAUGUCUUCUUGUCACUUGCUAUUCAUAUUGUCUCAUGUAAGAAAAGCAUUUCCAUCAUAGAAGGGGUGAAUUUAGCACAGGGUAAGCAGCUGUAGGAAACUAAAAACCCAGUUACCAAGUUUUGAUGGGCAGGGGAUUUCUAAAGCAUUCUGCUUGCAGAAGACUGCAGUAUUUAUAUCCGCAGAUCCCUUUUUCUUGCUUCAGUCAAAAGAGAAAUACCUGUGUGCAUACAUUGAUCUUCCUUUGUUUCCUAUCAAAUCUUGUUUCAGAGAGUAUAAAGUAAGUUCAGGUUCUUCUUUAAAAACUUUUUUUUCUGAAUUAUUAUUUUUAGAACCAGAGCAUUUCCUUUUUCACUUCAGUGUAAAAUUACUGAGCUUUAAUUUGCUCUGCAUUGCACUUUAUAUAUUUUUUUCACUUUUUGGGCCAUGUAUUUUUGAUACACAAGACAGUAAAGGUUUUAUUAAUCUAGUUUU
Messenger RNA from Hirundo rustica (Barn swallow), 11953 nucleotides. RefSeq names its product zinc finger protein 704 (gene ZNF704). Gene Ontology annotation, biological process: regulation of transcription by RNA polymerase II. Bases 228 to 1466 code for a protein of 412 amino acids. Lineage: Eukaryota; Metazoa; Chordata; Aves; Passeriformes; Hirundinidae. Gene Ontology annotation, molecular function: RNA polymerase II cis-regulatory region sequence-specific DNA binding; DNA-binding transcription factor activity. The record is from RefSeq and is a predicted model, not a curated record. The transcript has 9 exons. Gene Ontology annotation, cellular component: nucleus.